AUGCAAUGGAAGUCUUGGAAGGUCAUGCCUGACGAGAUCAAGAUGCAAGUUCGCGGCCAGUUGUCGACGAACUACGACUUAGAGGACAUCAACGAGGAGACCUUGGCGUACGUCAACAGACUCUUCGGUGAGAGGUACAAGCAGUGGAAGAGCGACUUGCACCACCAUUUUCAGGUGUUUGAUGAUCCGCAAGUCGCUCUUCAGGAGGGUUGCCCGAAGGAGCUUGAGGGGCGGGAGGAUAGUUGGGCGUGGCUCUGCGCUCAUUUUCAGGCGCCCGAUUAUGUGAAUAAAGCCCAAGUGAAUAAGGGCAAUAGGAAGAAGAAGAUUCUUCUUCACCAUUCCGGCUCCAGGCCCUUCUCAUAUAGGAUGGAUGCACGGCGUCGGGGGGGGUCGAAAUUCCCAGAGAUCGACGUCUUUGGUGACGUUUAUGUUCGACCUGGGAAUGAGUUGGCCGAGUCCCUUCAUACGACGAUGGUGGAGAGGAGCCAGUUGGUUCUUCAAGAGUCCGCCUCCCAACUUCCUCCCGAGACUCCGAUCGAGUCUGUGGAUCCUCCGCAUGAUGCUGGAUUUCAGAUUUUGACGCAGACGUUGGAUCAGACUCUCGGGAGGAGGCCGGGAACGUAUUGUAGGGGGAUGGGGAAUGCCCGACAGAGGGAACCUCGACCGCGGUCAUCGUCGCAGGCAAACAGUCAGGUGACUGUUUUGACAUCGCGGGUUGCCAAGCUUGAGGGUCAGAUGUCGGUGAUUCUGCAGUCCCUCGCGCGGUCCGGCAUUCCAAUCCCGAAUUUUGGUGUGUCGACCUCCGAGCCCGUCCACCCCGAGCAUCCCCAGCACACCCCGGCCCCUGCAGACACCCAUACCUCCGAGCCGCAUGUGGCAGAUGACCAAGUAGAUUUUGGAACAUUAUUUGAUUAG
Messenger RNA from Prunus armeniaca (apricot), 915 nucleotides. The record is from the annotation of a GenBank genome assembly. NCBI's taxonomy places the organism in Eukaryota, Viridiplantae, Streptophyta, Magnoliopsida, Rosales, Rosaceae.